AUGAUACAUUAUAGAGCAUGGGCCUCGUCCGCACCGUUGAUGUACUUCCCGGGUGGCGGCGUUGAUCCGGGUGCUUUUGACCAUAAGGUGAAGGAGGAUUUCUUGAACGCUGGAUGCAACGAAAGAACAAUCACGAAUGGACUUGCGGCAAUAAUGUCACUCUCAAAAACAGGUUUGUUGUCUUCAAGUGAGGACGUUGUUGGAAGAUAUUCCUGA
Messenger RNA from Anisakis simplex (herring worm), 216 nucleotides. NCBI's taxonomy places the organism in Eukaryota, Metazoa, Nematoda, Chromadorea, Rhabditida, Anisakidae. The record is from the annotation of a GenBank genome assembly.